UUGAAAUCCGCCUGGUGUAUACUCAAACACGCUUUUAGACACUUACAUUUUUACACACACAGACGCACAAGCACGCACGCUUUACAGCUUUGCUCUGCUCUCGAUUUAAUCCGCACCAUAUUUUUGACCGGGGCAUCACCUUUGGUUCCAACCAACCCAGACAGACGCUACUAGGCUUGUAUGCUUCGCUGCACCAUUGGUUUUUCCAGACAUAGAAUUGCACUUUUACCACCGCUCGCGCUCACCAACACACUCACUAGAGGGCUCGCUCCAUUGAAGAGAUACACAGCAGCAUCGGCCUUUCAAAGACUGCCAAAGAUGCCAGAGGAACUUACCAACACUAGCUGUGCGAUGGUCACUUCUGCCGAGAUUGGAACCAAACGCGAGGGCUCGCCCGUCCACGACAAUGUCAUAGCAGCAGAGGGCACAGGACCCACCGACGUUGAGCCCCAACCCGAGCAGAAGCGCAAAAAGCUGGAGCACAACGCUGGUAACCGCAACCGCAAGCCCCGGGUUGUGCGCAAGUCCAGCGCCGAUGAGACUGUGCUCGACACGAUAGAUAUGCUUCUUCGCAGCACCUGGGCCGAGGGGCGCGCCGAGACAAACUCCGAGGAGGCCCCCGAGGCAUUUGGCUGGGAGGCCGGCGACAAGCAGGGCGAGGCUGAAUUUUGCCGCGCAGCACCGGUGCCCGCCAAACUUGCCGGUGGUGCCGAGGACGAGUGCGAAUUUGAAGUAUACGUGCACGAGCUAACCGAGCGCGGAGUCGGAGUGGCAACCCGCGAGUCGGCAGCCGAGCUGCGCGAGAUGGUCACUGCGGGCAAGCGGCCUUGGGCCUUUGCUGUGUCGUUCACCCUGCGUGGCGAAAGGGUCAGGAUAAGGUCGGUACGGCACGAGUGGGGGUACACGCACACCGAUCUGCUGGAGGUCACAGAAAAGUCGCCGCUGCGCAUAGAGGCGCCGUGCCAGUACUACGGCAAAUGCUCCGGUUGCCAGCUACAGCACAUUGGCUAUGCUGAUCAGCUGGUUUUUAAGCGCCAGGUGGUUGAGCGCGCGCUCAUGCAGGCCAACACCCUGUUUGCCAAGCUGCCUGUGUCCGAGGUCUCGCAGUCGCCGCUGCCGUUUGGUUAUCGAACCAAGUUGACGCCGCACUUUGACAUCCGCAAGGACACGCCGCCAGAACAGGUUGCAAUUGGCUUUGGCAUGGCCGGCCAGCGCCGCGUCCUGGACAUCGAGGACUGUAUGAUUGGCACAGACGCUGUUCGCAGCGGAACAACAAAGGCGCGCGAGGUUGCGAGGGCCAAGAUGGACACGUACAAGCGCGGGGCGACGCUGCUUGUGCGCGAGACGAACGUGCCCAAGGGCGAUCCCAAGGGCGAUGUCACCACCAUCCCGGCGUCUGACCUUGUCAAGGACUUUAUCCUGGAGCCCAAGGCGUGGGUCACCGAUGUGGUCGGCGACCUGAAGUUCCGCUAUCCGGCGUCAUCGUUUUUCCAGAACAACGCCUCGAUCCUCCCUGCGUUCACUGGCUAUGUGCGCGACGAGCUGAGCAGUUGGAACCAACGGCUUUCAGCCUCCGAGGGCGGCCCGAGAGCAAUCACUCAUCUAGUCGACGCGUACUGCGGGUCAGGGCUGUUUGGAAUCGCGUGCCACGCCGACUUUGAGCGGGUCGUGGGCAUUGAAAUCUCCAACGAGUCCAUCUCGUGCGCCAACGACAACGCAAAGAUGAACGGCGCCGACAACUGUGACUUUCUCCUGGGCGACGCGUCAAAGAUAUUUGACAAGGUUGCCGCCAGUCCAAGAAGCACUGCUGUGAUUAUCGACCCCCCGCGCAAGGGAAGCAACCCCGACUUCCUGGACCAGCUGAUAGCCUACGGCCCUCAGGUCAUUGUGUACAUUGCCUGCGGUGUGCCCGCGCAGGCAAGGGACAUCAACCACAUGUUCAGCAGAGGUGCAAUAGCCGUUGACGGAGCCACUGCGUCAGUAGAGACAAAACCGACUGCCGUGUACCGAAUCACACGCAUACAGCCGUUCGAUCUCUUUCCGCAGACUUUCCACGUCGAGAACAUUGUCACGCUUGUUCGCCAGGACUAGGUGCGGGACCAGGCCUAGGGCCAGAGCAGCACAAGCCAUGUGGGGGAUCGUUGGCCGCGUCUACGGCGCUGCAAGCCAGCACACAGUAGCACCGCGGUGUCAACACAAAAAGACAGCCCACCAUCGUUUCUUGAUUACACUUUGCUCGAGAAGGCUAAUAUAAUGGCUAUUUCACGGACGCUUAUUAAAAUCCGGUCUGUUUAGUUUUGUUUUAUUUCGACUCUUCAUCGCGGUCUUAAUUUUUAUAUUUAAUUUACUCUGCUGUGAGCUGCGCAACCCACC
Molecule: messenger RNA, 2373 nt
Organism: Kickxella alabastrina
Lineage: Eukaryota; Fungi; Kickxellomycota; Kickxellomycetes; Kickxellales; Kickxellaceae
Product: S-adenosyl-L-methionine-dependent methyltransferase
Exons: 1
Coding region: 181-2091 (636 amino acids)
Biological process (GO): tRNA processing
Molecular function (GO): tRNA (uracil(54)-C5)-methyltransferase activity, S-adenosyl methionine-dependent
Source: RefSeq, a predicted model, not a curated record